AUGCCUUCUAGCGACGAUGGAACUGUGGCGUCUAUUGCCAUUGUGCAAUUCUACACCUUACAGACGAUAGCAAGGUGCAGUAUCCAUGUUCUCCCAAUCUGUGUCUCUGUUACCAUUCUCGUUUUGAACUUCGGUAAUUCUUAUCUGGGUAGGGGUCUGCCGGGCAGUAUCAUUGAUCCCUCAAUCAACAUUGCACUUCUGCAGGUGGCUGCAAAAAUACAGGAGCUCUUGAUCGUCGCUAGCGUAACGACAAUUGUCAUGCAUGUUUUGAGGUCCGAGCUUGUCCAUGGUGAAGGCUUGCCACUAGGACUUCUUGCUGGUGGCUUUCUGUACUCUAGCCUGAGUUACUUCUGGUCGCCAGAAUUUUGGGGCUCCUUCUAUAGUAAGGCGCCAUGGAUCACACAUCUUCGAGUGUAUGGCAUUAUCGUGCUUGGCGGUCUGAUUGCAGUAUUCGCAGGACCCAGCACGGCUAUUCUACUUGUCCCUCGAGAACAACCAUGGCCCGCAGGAGGAACCACAAUCUACUUGCCUGGACCUGCCGACCAUUGGUGGCCGACAUAUAUCAACAAUACCAAACUCGCUUUGCUAGAUGGUUGCGCACACAGCAAUUCCUCUGGCCAUCCUUUAUGCCCAAAGGCUGCAUUCCCCGCAAUCUGGGGUUCUAGAAACUCGAUUGAUAUUCUGGACAACCGGGGUUUUGCUCCCGGCACAUACCAAAACCUGACGACAUCGUUUUCCUUCGGUCCUUCUACAGUUGAUUUGCCUAGUAACCUCGAUUUGUUACCCAAUUUACGCUAUCAUGGCACUCAUAGAGGUUAUGCUUGCGAGACUUCCAUGUGGGGUCCACGCGCGGCUGAAGCGGUAUACGGGGCGCAGCUGAAGCAGGACUGGAUUGACGAAGCUUUCGCUCUACCCUAUAACAUCAUCAGGUAUGGGCCUAGUCUCACUCAAUACAAGUAUUUCGGCUCGAUGGAGGUCAAGACAACCUCUCGCAUUCCUACCGUACGCGCCGCUUGUAGUGCUUCACAGAUACUGUCGACCUCCGAAAAUAGUGUUCUCUUCCCAGUCCUACCACAAGAUACAUGCUGGACCUCAGCCAAUGUAUCGUCAGUGGUAACAGAUCAGCUGAAUCCAACCACUACAGAUCGAGUACGUACUACGUGGGUGUCACUGCCACAGAACCUUGGCUCAGUCAGUGGAGGAAUAGUGGUGGAGAUACCUUCUGCAGAUGAACAUGCGAGAGUGGUGGUUGGAUGCACACUAGACGCUCGCUGGACGGAGGGCAAGAUAAUCACUUAUCACCUUGAAGAUGCUAGUAGUCUUGAGAAGGUCGCCAAACAGAUACUGAUAACUACGUCUUUACUUGAAGAGCCUGUAAGCGCCAGUGGGAGAGUACCAGGGUACAGCGAUUUCUCGCCCGUCACUUCGAGCCCUUCAACGAAGAUUACUUUCGACAAGUCCUGGCUGGAAGCCCUCACGCCAAUUUUGCCCUUGGAGAGCUCGACCGGCUCUACUCAUAACUUGACAACACUAGAAAGCAUCUUGAGUGACCUGAACUUCGUCAGUGUAAACACUCCAACUGCACAGGAGCAAGGCAAGCUGUGGGACGGGGUACGAACAGAUGUGGUAAACAGAACCGUUGCUCUCGAAUGGUGGCUCGCACUUCUAGUCACGGACGGCUUAGCACGCUUGGGUAUUAAUGAAGUCCUCAAUACGACGGGAUCACAGGCAGCUUGGAGUUUGUUGAAUUACGUAAAAGCUGAUGAUUUUCGGAACAAGCUCUUCAAAGGCAGACCUGCCCUAAUGCAGCCAAAUGCACAAACAGUGAUUCAGAGGCGGGUAAGUCUUACCAUCGGUGGCUAUUCCUACAAAGCUAGCUCGAUCACGGACUACGCAUCAGCGGUCCUGCUUCUUACGCAUAUGCUACUGGCCUUGGCCCACAGCCUUUACAUUGGCUGGUGGACAGGUCGAUCUUCGAGCUCCUGGGACUCGUUAACAGAGCUGAUGGUCCUCAUGCAGAACUCAACACCAGCAACAAAAGUGCUCCAAAACACAAACGCAGGCAUUUCGGAGCUGAGAACAUACUCCAGAAAAGCCAAAGCAUAUGCUGUACGAGACAUCUCUGACCUCAUGGGCGAGGCUACCGUGGAGCUCUCGUUCGACGAUGCUAGGACCACUCGAGUUGAAGAUAUUGACGCCAUUUGCUGCUAUGGACGUUCUACCCACGAUCAGAGGCCAAAUUCUAAAUGUCACAUCCUGGUCUGUGGUCGCGCCAUGGUACAUAACGCCGCCCUCAGGAAACCAUACGAAACUGCCAGGUCCAUAUUGACCUUGAUGCGUGUCGAGGACGCCAUCAAGCACAUAGAAGCCAUGUCCACAGAAGUGGGAAUGCCAAGGGUUAGUGAAGCCAGCGCGAUAGACCAUUUUGAGGACCAUCAUACCAGUCUCGGCGUCGUUGUGCAGCAUAUUGUGUUCGAGCUGAGCAUUGAUGUAUGGUACUGGGAAAAGAUCCCAUCCGACCUUGUUAGUGUCGACGACGGUCAGGUCGACAGGCUUGGCAACGGUCAUGUCGUUGAUUCUGGUUGUAUGGAGGACAUUGACACAUCGAAGCAUGCUCUGAGCCGGAAGGAGACGCCAUAUUUAUAG
Lithohypha guttulata is the source of this 2646-nucleotide messenger RNA. RefSeq lists its product as uncharacterized. The transcript has 3 exons. The record is from RefSeq and is a predicted model, not a curated record. Lineage: Eukaryota; Fungi; Ascomycota; Eurotiomycetes; Chaetothyriales; Trichomeriaceae. The coding region runs from base 1 to 2646 and encodes 881 amino acids.